Messenger RNA from Brenthis ino (lesser marbled fritillary), 1332 nucleotides. The record is from the annotation of a GenBank genome assembly. NCBI's taxonomy places the organism in Eukaryota, Metazoa, Arthropoda, Insecta, Lepidoptera, Nymphalidae.
AUGCAAACAAAGGCAGAAGUUAUUAUUAGUAUCAGCCUGCUGAUUUUCUUCACCAUAUUUGAACAUGCUCGAGCCGAAGACGAAAUUGCAGUAUCAAACGCAAUACCGCGGCAAAAUGAAUUGGCAGAUGCUGCUAACACCCUCGGGUAUAAUAUCAUGACUAAAAUGUUGACCGACACUGAUAAGAACAUCGUCCUUUCACCGACAGGAAUCAGUGGGCUUCUAGCUAUGGCUUUGGCGGGUAGUGUUGGUAAAACUUACGAUGAAUUAGCUAAAGCGCUGGGAUUUUCUCAAGACAUUGAAAUUAAUCGCCAAAAUCAUGAGACAUUCGGAGGCUUGCUAAAGAACUUAAACUCGGAGAAAACAUCGAGCAAGACAAUGUAUGCAGAUGCUAUUUUCGUCGACACCAAGACCAAGCUGCGUGAAAUAUACCAAUCGUAUGUACAUAGAGUGUACAAUGGCGAAGCCCAAUCUGUUGACUUUGCGGACACAGAGAAAACUCAAACUUUAAUUAAUCAGUGGGUAAGUAAUAAUACAAAUGGGAAACUACAGGACUUUUUGAAGAAACCACUGCCUAUUGAGACUAAAGCGGCUUUAGUGAGUGCUUUGUACUUUAGUGGCCAGUGGGCGACUCCAUUUGUGCCAGAAUACACUUUGAAGAUGCCUUUUAAUAGAACCAAAGAUGAAGUUAUGACAGAUAUGAUGCUAAAUCUUGGUGAUUUUAAUUACACAUUGAAAAAUAACGUAGAAAUGAUUGCUUUACCAUACAACGAUAGCGAAACCGUUUUAUAUGCUCUUAAACCACACAGGCCCGAAAAACUAAAUCUCUCAGAACUAUUGAGUACACUGGAUUACGAGAAGAUUAAUAAACUAAUAGAUCAACUAACAGUUCAAAAGUGUGUUAUACGAUUCCCUAAGAUGGAUAUAAAAUUCUUCGCUAAUUUGGAAGAUUCUCUGAAAGCGUUAGGCGUUGAGAGUAUAUUUAACGCGCAAGAAGCUAAUUUUGCUUUAAUGAUAGACAAUAAUAAUAUCGAUAAAAAAAACGAAACUGAACUUUUAUCAAGGUUUGCUGAUGGUGAUACAACAAUAGAAAAAAAUAAUUUAAGAUCUGUUAUUGAUAAUUUACCCAAUCCCCACGUAUAUAUAGACUCCAUAAUACAUGAUGUACGAAUAAAAAUAGACGAGUAUGGAACAGAGGCAGUGGCAGCCACUGCCGGGAUUAUAGCAAGAUCUACUAAAAACUUCUAUGCAAAUUCACCAUUUUAUAUGUUUAUAAGAAAUGAAAAGACUAAACUUGUAACAUUUAGUGCUGCUAUAUUUGACCCUACAAAG